AUGACUUUCGAAACAGACGACCAAAGCUCGGUGCCGUGCAUCUCGCUGCACAACUUCGAGCAACGCCGGACCGAGAUCAUCGACCAACUCAUGGAUGCAAGCACUCGCAUUGGCUUUUUCACUCUGGAGAACCAUGGCAUUUCGACUGAGCAGAUUCAGGACGCAUUCUCGCUCUCGCAAGAAUUUUUUGCACUGCCCGACGAUGUGAAAGCCAAAACCCCGCUCAAUGGCAAGAACAUGGGCUGGGAGAAAGGCGCUCAGAUCCGACCUUCGACUGGCACCGCCGACCAAAAGGAAUCGAUGCAGCUGCAAUUCGCUCGUAUGGAGGGCAUGUGGCCCUCUAACGACGAUGUUCCCAACUUCCGCGCCCGUGCUGAAGCUUUCAUGUUUGCGGUGCAACAGCUCAGCGUCAAGGUCAUGGAAUGCUUCGCCGAGGGUCUUGGACUGCCGCUUUCCACUUUCACCGAAGGCACGGUGGAUCCAGGUGUGGGAGAUUCUCAGUCGACGUUACGCCUGCUGCACUACCACAGCGUGGAAGGCAAAGAGUUUGGCGAAAGCUUCUGGAGGGCCGGCAGCCAUGCCGAUUUUGAUGUGCUCACCAUGCUCUUCCAGCGUGACCGAGAGGGCGGACUCGAGGUCUGCCCGGGUAGAGAGGUGGUGGGCGACUUUGGCCACGGAAACACUUGGAAGAAUGUCGAAGCUAGAAGUGAUCGGAUCGUAUGCAACAUCGGAGACCAGCUGAUGCGGUGGUCAGAUGACAGACUCAAAUCGACAUUCCACAGGGUCAGAUUGCCAAAGCAAGGCGAGCCAAAAGGCCCGCGAUACUCGAUCGCUUUCUUCAACCAGGCGCGCAGCAACGUUGUGAUCCAAGGACCUGGCAAGAAGUAUGCACCCAUCACAGGAUCCGAGUUUAUCAAGCAGGCAUUGGAGAGGAACAAGCUCGGCAUCGCUGCACGCUCUGCGGCCCCUGCCCAGUCGAACGAGAACAAAGCGACCACCUCUUUGUCUGCUGUGGCGGUCAAUUGA
Molecule: messenger RNA, 1026 nt
Organism: Mycosarcoma maydis (corn smut)
Lineage: Eukaryota; Fungi; Basidiomycota; Ustilaginomycetes; Ustilaginales
Product: putative fatty alcohol oxidase
Exons: 2
Coding region: 1-1026 (341 amino acids)
Molecular function (GO): dioxygenase activity
Source: RefSeq, a predicted model, not a curated record